Molecule: messenger RNA, 646 nt
Organism: Cryptomeria japonica (Japanese cedar)
Lineage: Eukaryota; Viridiplantae; Streptophyta; Pinopsida; Cupressales; Cupressaceae
Product: histone H2A
Exons: 1
Coding region: 88-519 (143 amino acids)
Cellular component (GO): nucleosome
Molecular function (GO): protein heterodimerization activity; DNA binding; structural constituent of chromatin
Source: RefSeq, a predicted model, not a curated record
UCUUAAAGUACAUUGUAGCGAGUCUGUGCUUGAAAAAUUCAAAAUUCAUUUCAAGUUUUUCUGGCAAUUCAGCUCAAGUGAUCAAUAAUGGAGUCAGGAGGUGCCAAGGCCGGAAAGGGAGGAAGAAAGGGCGGAGCAAAGAAGAAGAGCGUCUCUAAAUCGGUGAAGGCAGGCCUUCAGUUUCCUGUCGGCAGAGUAUCCAGAUAUCUGAAAAAGGGUAGAUAUGCUAAAAGAGUUGGAUCUGGUGCCCCUAUUUACAUUGCUGCUGUAAUGGAGUACUUGGCGGCUGAGGUGUUGGAGCUUGCUGGAAAUGCCGCCAGGGACAACAAGAAGAACAGAAUCAUUCCAAGGCAUAUCCUUUUGGCUGUCAGGAAUGACGAGGAAUUGGGAAAAUUGUUGGGCGGUGUUACCAUUGCUCAUGGUGGUGUUUUGCCUAACAUACACCAGGUGCUUUUACCUAAGAAGUCCUCUGCAUCCUCAGAAAAGGAGCCUAAGUCUCCCAAGAAGGCAAAAGCCUAGAUCUGUGCAGGAGGGCUAUGGGUUUUUACCAGUUGGUGCUUAUUUCAAACGGUGUUUUAUAACACCACUUUUGUAAAGGUGCUUGUCUUCCCUCUUUGAAUCUGCUGUUCUUGCAUAUUUUGGGUGA